AUGAAGUGGAUACUGUUCUUUGGGGAUCUUAUUGGGUCCAGCAUCUGUGGCCAAGAAAAGUUUUUUGGGGACCAAGUUUUCAGGAUUAAUGUCAGAAAUGGAGAUGAGAUCAGCAAACUAAGUCAGCUAGUGAAUUCAGACAACUUUAAGCUCAACUUCUGGAAAUCUCCCUCUACCUUUGGUCGUCCUGUGGAUGUCCUGUUCCCUUCUGUCAGUCUGCAGCCAGUCAAAUCCUUCCUGAAGUCCCAGGGCUUAGAGUACUUGGUGACUGUUGAAGACCUGCAGGCCCUUUUAGAUAAUGAAGAUGAGGAAAUGCAAUACAAUGAAGGUCAAGAACAGAGCAGUAAUAACUUCAGCUAUGGAGCCUAUCAUUCCCUGGAAGCUAUUUACCAUGAGAUAUACAGCAUUGCCAGAGAUUUUCCUGACUUGGCAAGCAGGGUGAAGAUUGGGCAUUUAUUUGAAAACCGGUCAAUGUAUGUACUGAAGUUCAGCACUGGAGAAGGCGGGCAGCAGCUGACCAUUUGGCUGAAUUCAGGUAUCCAUUCCCGGGAAUGGAUCUCACAGGCCAUGGUGAUCUGGACCGCAAGGAAGGUCAUACUAUCUGAUUAUGGGAAGGAUCCAGCCAUCACCUCCAUCUUGGAGAAAAUGGAUAUUUUCUUAUUGACUGUGGCCAAUCCUGAUGGAUAUGUAUACACACAAACUCAGAACCGAUUAUGGAGGAAGACACAGUCUCUAAAUCCUGGAAGCUCCUGCGUUGGUACUGAUCCAAAUAGAAAUUGGAAUGUUAAUUUUGCAGGAGAGGGAGCCAGUGACAACCCUUGCUCUGAAGUAUACCAUGGAGCCCACGCCAGUUCAGAAGUUGAGGUGAAACUGGUGGUAGAUUUCAUCCAAGAACGUGGGAAUUUCAAAUGCUUCAUCGACCUGCACAACUAUGCACGGCUGCUGACGUAUCCAUGUGGGUACAUGGUCAAAAAGGCCCCGGAGGCUGAGGAAUGUCUGGAUGAGGUGGCAAGGUGUGUAGCCAAAGCUCUGGCUUCCCUGUCGGGCACUGAGUACCAAGUGUGUCCUACCUGCACCACUGUCUAUCCAGCUAGUGGCAGCAGUGUUGAGUGGGCAUAUGAUAAUGGCAUCAAGUAUGCAUUCACUUUUGAGUUGAGAGAUAUUGGGCACUAUGGCUUCUUCCUGCCAGCCAACCAGAUCAUCCCCACUGCAGAGGAGACCUGA
This is a messenger RNA of Mesoplodon densirostris (Blainville's beaked whale), 1224 nucleotides long. RefSeq names its product carboxypeptidase A4 (gene CPA4). The record is from RefSeq and is a predicted model, not a curated record. The coding region runs from base 1 to 1224 and encodes 407 amino acids. The transcript is spliced from 12 exons. Gene Ontology annotation, molecular function: metallocarboxypeptidase activity; zinc ion binding. Lineage: Eukaryota; Metazoa; Chordata; Mammalia; Artiodactyla; Ziphiidae. Gene Ontology annotation, biological process: proteolysis.